Messenger RNA from Naegleria gruberi, 1098 nucleotides. RefSeq lists its product as uncharacterized. Lineage: Eukaryota; Heterolobosea; Eutetramitea; Acrasida; Naegleriidae. The transcript has a single exon. The record is from RefSeq and is a predicted model, not a curated record. Bases 1 to 1098 code for a protein of 365 amino acids.
AUGAAACCACUGCAUAGGGCCUUGUUGGCUUUGUCCAUCGUGUUGGUACUUCACACUCUUUUGACCAUCGCACUCACUCCUUGUGAUCUCCUUCAACAAAAACAACAAGAAUUAUCAGAUGUUAAGAGAAGCGCAGAGGAGAGUAACAUCUUAAUGAGAGCCUUUGAUGAGAUGGGAAGAUCGGGAGCGUUUUCCUACAAGAAGGAUGAAUUGAGAGAACAAACUAUGAAUUUUGAAGCCAACUUGAAGGAAUAUAAAAGAUUGGAUAAAACAUUGCAGAUGCAAGUUGAUUCAUUGAGUGUUUUAUGUAAGAAGGAACCUGGUUUGAGUCAAGUAUCAUCAUCAAUGAAGACUGCUUCCUCAGCAUCCAAUAAUAUUAAGAUUGCUUCUACAACAACUUCAGCACCAUCCAAUACACAAUUUGUACCAACUGUUAAUACAGAAGGUCAAACAGAUAGUGAUGAUGAAGAAAAAUCAAGUACAGGAGAAGUUUCCGAAAGAGAAUAUGAUAUUGGAUUGAGAGUCGUAGAUGGAGCUUACACUGUUGGAGAAGGUUUGAGAUCUUGUAGAUUGUACAAUGCAACUGUUGCUGGCCUCAAAUCAGGCAAGUAUUGGAUCAAAAACAAGACAGAUAGAUUCAUUGCCUAUUGUGAUAUGACCACUUUGAGAGGAGGUUGGACUUUAGUCUCCUCUAGAAGUAGUAAAUUUGAACCGAUCAAUAGCGAAAAUAUAGUUUUACCAUUGAGCUUUAAGGGAGAAUCUGUCAAUAUUGAAAGAUGGGUAGGAUUGAAGGAAAUUAGCUCUAUAAUCAUGAUAACAAACGGAAAGGGUAAAUACGCAACUUUCAAUAUUGCUUCUCUUACUAUUAGUAAGGUUGGUGUCUGUAGUGGAUUAACUAAUGAUUUGUCCAAUAGAGUAAUCUUCCACAAGGAAACAGCUGGAUGUAAUUUAGUUGGAAAUGACUAUUGUUUGAUUGGUACCAACUUCCCAGGUGGUAGCACUGAAGUAGCCAACUUGUGUAAUGAUAAGAAUAUAUUUAACAAGUUUGACUUCAAACCAAAUGAGAAGAUCCAAGAAUUGGAUGUGUAUAUUAGAUAA